CUCGCACCGUGCAUUUAACAUCUUUCUCUCUGAGUGUGCGUUCUUCACAUCGGUCUGUCUGUGUCCCUUCCUCUUUUUAUCUCGCCGAUGCUGGUUCUUGGACAGAUACAUGCCAGGGAGAUAAAGAGGACGAGGAGUUAGUCUUCGGCAGAGAGGACCGGUCCAGCGAGGCAUGUGUUGUCGAAUUCGCCCUCGCGUCUAAAAGCUCGCUGGAACACGACUGGGAACUGGAAGCCAUGUCGAGUCGCACAGUCAAGGAUUUCUGUGGAGCUUGGUGAAGGCGGGAGUGACAUUUGUGGUAGUUAUAGUUACAUUAUAUGUUGAGUGUUUUAGACAUGUCUGAGUCCCCCGGAUAUUCUUUCACCAUGGAGAACUAUACGAUUGACAUCCUUGACAACAACGACGACAACGAAUCGUACACGCUGUAUAAUGAAACGUACAGUAACCUUUCGUGUUCGAGAAACGAUUCGUUAUUUUACAUUAAUGUGACCCUUCAGUACCCCCUGGAGUUAGCGAUGCCCCUCUACGGCUAUGCUCUGCCUGUGCUCUUCCUGGUGACCACGAUUGCCAACACCCUGAUCCUCGCUGUGCUUAGCCAGCGACACAUGCGAUCCCCGACGAACGCGGUCCUGAUGGCCAUGGCCCUCUCCGACAUGCUGACGGUGCUCUUCCCAGAGCCGAUGUUCUUCUACAUGUACACGCUGAACAACCACCCGAAGCCUCUGUCGCCGCCCUCGGCAUGCAGCGCCUGGAUGAUCAUGCACGAGACCAUCCCCAACCUGUUCCACACAGCGUCCAUCUGGCUAACGGUGGUGCUGGUAGUACAGCGCUACAUCUACGUGUGCCAUGCGUCGGUGGCCCGAGUCUGGUGCACUCUACCGCACGUCAUGAGAGUGAUCGCCUUCAUUUUCGUCCUGGCCACCAUCCACCAGGCGCCGCGACUCUUCGACACCGUGUACACCCCCAUGAUGAUCGAGGGAGACGACGAAUGUGUCGAGGUAUGCGUCAUGAGUUAUUCCAGUUGGGUCACGGACCUGCUGACUCUCGAUAUAUAUUUCUCAUGUUAUUACAUCUUCAGGGUGAUCUUCGUGCACCUCGGGCCAUGCUUCGUGCUGGUCAUCCUCAACGUGCUUUUGUACAGGGCCAUGCGACAAGCGCAAAAGCGGAGGCAGAAACUCUUCAAAGAAAAUGACAAGAAGAAGGAAUGCAAGAAGCUGCGCGACGACUGCACGACGUUGAUGCUCAUUGUCGUCGUGACAGUCUUCCUCAUCACGGAGAUCCCGCUGGCAGUCAUCACAUUCCUGCAUGUUCUUUCUGCGAAGAAUAUCGUCCAGGUCUUCUCGGAUGAAUCUUACAACAUCGUCAAUUACUUCUUCAUCAUCUCCAACUCUUUCAUCAUCUUCUCAUAUCCCUUCAACUUCGCCAUCUACUGCGGGAUGUCGCGGCAGUUCAGGGAGACCUUCCGAGACCUGUUCAUCCGCGGCCGGAGGAUGCCACGCCGCGACGACUCCACCCGCUACUCCAUGAUCAACGGCCCUCCCAAAACGUGCUCCACGGAAGUCUGAGGACGGAUUGCCCCUAAGAAAGGGGCAAAGAAAAAUGACUUGGGGCGCCCGGUCACCAUCUGCCAGAUCACCUCGCCCACGACGGAGGGGAUGGCGACCAACAGU
Messenger RNA from Penaeus indicus, 1670 nucleotides. RefSeq names its product sex peptide receptor-like (gene SPR). Gene Ontology annotation, cellular component: membrane. The record is from RefSeq and is a predicted model, not a curated record. Gene Ontology annotation, molecular function: G protein-coupled peptide receptor activity. Gene Ontology annotation, biological process: G protein-coupled receptor signaling pathway. The transcript has a single exon. The coding region runs from base 318 to 1565 and encodes 415 amino acids. Lineage: Eukaryota; Metazoa; Arthropoda; Malacostraca; Decapoda; Penaeidae.